AUGUGCAGGUUAUUUCUCAUCGCCUUUCUAGUGUUGUGUGUGCAAUAUUCCGGCAAUGCACAGAGCCCUAAUGCGCCUUCUCCGGCGCCAACCAAUGCGCCCACAAAAAAACAUACUCCGCAGGCCAAUUCUCCGUCGCCUAUUCCGGGAAGCCCUCAUGCGUCCCCAGCAAAUUCUCCGGUGCUUUCACCGCCUUCAAAAGUUUCUCCGGCAGUGCCGGUUAGUUCUCCUAAAACCAGCCCGUCUGCGUCGCCGUUACAGUCUCCAACGCCGUCCACUUUUUCUCCGUCGCCCACUCCGUCAGCCGGCAUUUCUGUUCCUGUCCCACCUCCGGCGUCUCCGCCUACAACGGGGACCCCAACCCCAGUGAGCACUCCGGCAGUCUCUCCUCCAGUUUCAUCUCCAUUGCCCUCAACUCCGGAAACUUCUCCAGCGACCGCCACGAGCCCAGCAUCUGCCAGCGUUCCUUCAAGUUCUGCAACACCAUCAGAAGCACCAGAAAUGUUCCCAUCAAGCAGAAGUGAACCAAGUCCGGCGCCGGAAAUUGCACAGGGCCCAGUGGCGGAUGACGAUUCAGGUUCAAAUUCCGUAUACAAGGCUUCGGUUAUUCUGACUGGUCUUGCUCUUUGGGCCUGUUUAGCAAUCUAA
Messenger RNA from Fraxinus pennsylvanica, 648 nucleotides. The record is from the annotation of a GenBank genome assembly. Lineage: Eukaryota; Viridiplantae; Streptophyta; Magnoliopsida; Lamiales; Oleaceae.